Messenger RNA from Babjeviella inositovora NRRL Y-12698, 2100 nucleotides. Its product is annotated as thiolase family protein. Gene Ontology annotation, cellular component: peroxisome. Gene Ontology annotation, biological process: fatty acid beta-oxidation; phenylacetate catabolic process. NCBI's taxonomy places the organism in Eukaryota, Fungi, Ascomycota, Pichiomycetes, Serinales. Gene Ontology annotation, molecular function: acetyl-CoA C-acyltransferase activity. Bases 342 to 1850 code for a protein of 502 amino acids. The record is from RefSeq and is a predicted model, not a curated record. The transcript has 2 exons.
CCAAAAACAUGGCUUAGUUUUGUAGCCCCACUUUGGUAUAUGAACUUUCCCCACCUGCACCGAUAACUUUAAACCUGGUCAAAACCUGGUCAAAACCUGGCCAAAACCUAGCUAAAACUUGACUAAAACCAGCGAGGAUAAUAUAAUCCCAAAUCCCUUGUCAACAGCAUAUUCAUUGCCGCUCUCCUGUCUAUAUUCGGAAAGUGCAUCAGUGCCAGAUUGGCAGAUGAUGAAGCCGAAUCACAAAGACCGCUACGGAUGGUCAUUCCCACCUUAUCUCGCCCAACUCAUAAGCCUUUCACUACUGAGCCAGGAAAAUAAUUACCUUCGUCCUUCAUUGGAUGCUCAUAGGAGAAACUUUCAGUAACGAGUUAUCACACAAGCAUGUGUCAUUCAGCCUGCAUGUACGCACCCCGCCCAGGUAUUACCCCAGAUUCAAUCCCCGCGAAGCCGAGGGCAAUGCGGAUUUCGGAGAUGCCUGGACGUGCCUAUAUAAGAAGCACGUCUGCCCGAAUUUUUCAGGCUCACUCUCUUCCAGGCCAUACCUGAAUUCAGAUUACACAAUGGAGAGAUUAAGACAAGUAGCAUCACACUUGGACACCGUCAAGGGUGCCAGCGCCAUCAAGCACAAGAACGCCGACGACGUCGUUAUCGUUGCCGCUUACAGAACCGCGAUGACCAAGGGGUUCAAGGGGGGGUUUAAGGACACUGCCACCGAAGACUUAUUGAUUGGACUUGUUAAGGGUUUGCUUUCCAAGACGCCUAAGUUUGACCCUAAAUACAUUGAGGAUGUGGCUAUUGGCAAUGUUUUGAACGGCGGAGCCGGUGCCUUCGAGCAUAGAGCUGCGAUGCUAGCUGCGGGGAUUUCCUACGAGGCGGCGUUUGUUGCGGUUAACAGACAGUGUUCCUCUGGUUUGAUUGCCGUCAACGAUAUCGCCAACAAAAUUUUGACGGGCCAAAUCGCCUGUGGGUUGGCUGGUGGGGUUGAGUCGAUGUCGCAGAAAUACGACCACAAGAACCUUAUUCCACAAUUUUCAGAGCUAAUUGCAAACAGUCCAGCUGCUUCCAAGUGCAACAUCCCAAUGGGCCUCACUAAUGAAAAUGUUGCCGAGAAAUACAACAUUGACCGUGCUGCCCAGGACGCAUUCUCCGCUGCUUCGUAUCACAAGGCCGAACAGGCUGUCACCAAGGGCUUGUUUAAGGACGAAAUUAUCCCUGUCCAAGUCAAGACCGCGCAGGGUACCGCUGUCAUUGACACCGAUGAGGGUCCACGUGCCGGUGUCACCGCUGCUUCCCUUGGGAAGCUUAAGCCAGCAUUCAAGAAAGACGGCACCACCCACGCAGGUAAUGCGUCUCAGAUUUCCGACGGAGCUGGGGCCGUUUUGUUGAUGCGUCGUUCGCUUGCCACCAAGCUUGGCUUGAGAGUCGUUGGCAAGUAUGUCGCAACCUCCGCGGUUGGUGUCCCACCUGAAAUCAUGGGAGUUGGUCCAGCUUACGCUAUCCCACACGUUCUCGCCCAGGCCGGGAUUUCCACCUCUGAUGUUGCAGUAUUUGAAAUCAACGAAGCGUUUGCGGCUCAGGCGUUGUUCUGUAUCGAGCACUUGGGCUUGGACAAGGCUAAGGUGAACCCUCGUGGCGGUGCCAUCGCCUUGGGUCACCCCUUGGGUGCCACCGGUGCCAGACAAGUUGCUACGAUUAUGAGAGAAUUAAAGACUGGCGAGAUUGGAGUGACUUCUAUGUGUAUCGGGACCGGUAUGGGUGCUGCUGCUGUUUUUGUCAAGGAUGACUUCUAUGUGUAUCGGGACCGGUAUGGGUGCUGCUGCUGUUUUUGUCAAGGAGUAGGUAUAUGAUGGUUAAAGAAAAAAAGUCUGUCUGCUAAGUUUGUGAGUGUAACAUUGACUGGGUUAAUCAGCAAGGUUGGUGGUGUCUGUCUGCUAAGCUUGUAAGUGCAGCAUUUACUGGUUUAAUCAGUAAUGUUGGCGGUAUCCUCCAUCUAACCUUAUCUCUGUGAGCAAAGCUUUAAAAAUCCAAAGCAUACCUUACCCCACGUAUGACACUGUAUGCCUACAUAAAUGGCAUCUCACAAUUCGAGCUUCGGUG